Molecule: messenger RNA, 2923 nt
Organism: Eutrema salsugineum
Lineage: Eukaryota; Viridiplantae; Streptophyta; Magnoliopsida; Brassicales; Brassicaceae
Product: subtilisin-like protease SBT2.2
Exons: 10
Coding region: 163-2730 (855 amino acids)
Biological process (GO): proteolysis
Molecular function (GO): serine-type endopeptidase activity
Source: RefSeq, a predicted model, not a curated record
CGAAAAAAAAUAAAAGGCAGCUCCUUUUAUUCUGCAGAUUCCACUUAUUACCACCAUGUUUGCUUCAUGAUUCUUUUUUCUUCUUUUGCAGUUUUCUCUUUUCCUCUUCUUAUUUAAGCAAUUUGGUGGGGUUUUUGCAGUCUCUUAUCAGUGAGUGAAAAAAUGAGGAGAGUUUUAAUGGUGAAUUUUGGGGUUUUUCUGCUCUGUUUUGGUUUUUUGUUCUGUUUUACCUUAGGCCAAGAUAAUGAUGAUUCUGAUGUAAACUCUACUACGACUGUUUACAUUGUUACUCUGAGACAAGCUCCUACUCUUCAUCUUUUCCAACAACAAGAAGAAAUGAAAAGGGUCAAAGAUAAGCACCACCAAGGAUCCAAACAUGGAGACACUUCAAGGUUUACUAGACCAAAACUCCAGCCUAGGAACAUCUCAAAUUGGAGAUCAAGGGGAUCAUCAAUUGCUCAAGCUCAUGACUCUUUGCUGAGAAAUGUAUUGAAAGGAGAGAAGUAUAUAAAGCUUUAUAGCUUCCAUUAUCUCAUCAAUGGGUUUGCUGUGUUUGUUAGCUCACAACAGGCUGAGAAGCUCUCAAGGAGAAGAGAAGUAGCAAACAUAGUGUUGGAUUUCUCUGUUAGGACGGCUACAACUUAUACACCUCAGUUCAUGGGUCUACCAAACGGUGCAUGGGUCAAAGAAGGUGGAUAUGAAAGUGCUGGAGAAGGAAUAGUUAUCGGUUUUAUCGACACUGGCAUUGAUCCAACUCACCCUAGUUUCAAUGGCACUGACACUUCCCAGCGCCAGUAUCCGAUCCCUAAUCAUUUCUCAGGUGUUUGUGAAGUCACACCGGAUUUUCCAUCGGGUUCUUGCAAUAGGAAGCUUGUUGGAGCCCGCCAUUUCGCGCAGUCAGCUAUUACUAGAGGGAUUUUCAAUUCAUCUGAGGACUAUGCUUCUCCUUUUGAUGGAGAUGGCCAUGGCACGCACACAGCUUCCAUUGCAGCUGGUAACCAUGGGGUCUCAGCAGUAGUUUCUGGACAUAACUUUGGAAAUGCUAGUGGAAUCGCUCCUCGUGCACACAUUUCUGUUUACAAGGCAUUGUAUAAGAGUUUUGGGGGAUUUGCUGCAGAUGUUGUUGCUGCUAUAGACCAGGCAGCUCAAGAUGGAGUUGACAUAUUAAGUCUAUCCAUCACACCUAACCGACGUCCUCCUGGUGUAGCCACGUUUUUUAACCCUCUAGACAUGGCUAUGCUAUCCGCUGUUAAGGCCGGUAUAUUCGUUGUGCAAGCUGCAGGAAACACAGGUCCUUCUCCUAAGAGCAUGUCCUCCUUCAGUCCAUGGAUCUUCACAGUUGGUGCUGCUACUCACGAUCGGGUUUACUCUAAUUCGAUAAUCUUAGGCAACAAUGCAUCCAUUCCUGGAGUAGGACUUGCACUUCCUACAGAUGAAAGCAAGAUGUACACAAUGAUCUCUGCUGUUGAUGCAUUGAAAAACAAAAGCUCUGUAGCAGACAAAGACAUGUAUGUAGGUGAAUGCCAAGAAUCUGACAGCUUGGAUAAGAAUCUUGUGUUUGGGAAUCUCCUGAUAUGCAGCUACUCUAUCCGUUUCGUGCUCGGACUUUCCAGUAUUAAACAGGCUUUAGCUGUUGCCAAGAAUCUAUCUGCAAAGGGUGCUGUGUUCUACUUGGAUCCAUAUGUUCUUGGCUUUCAGAUCAAUCCUACACCAAUGGAUAUGCCUGGCAUCAUAAUUCCAUCUUCAGAAGAUUCCAAGGUUUUACUCAAGUACUAUAACUCUUCACUUGAAAGAGAUGGAACCACCAAGGAGAUUGUUAGAUUUGGGGCAGUUGCAGCCAUUGCAGGUGGACAAAAUGCUAACUUUAGUAACAGAGCUCCCAAGAUUAUGUAUUACUCAGCAAGAGGACCUGAUCCAGAAGACAAUCUUUUCAACGACGCCGACAUUUUGAAACCAAAUCUUGUAGCUCCUGGAAAUUCCAUUUGGGGUGCUUGGAGUUCCGCUGCUACAGAUUCAGCUGAGUUUGAAGGGGAGAGUUUUGCUAUGAUGUCUGGUACGAGCAUGGCUGCUCCUCAUGUAGCUGGUGUGGCUGCAUUGAUCAAGCAUAAAUUCAGAAAUUUUAGUCCUUCAGCCAUUGCAUCUGCACUUUCAACAACCUCUGUUCUAUUUGACAACAAAGGCGAGGCAAUAAUGGCUCAGCGUGCUUAUGCUAAUCCUGAUCAAACCCUGUCUCCUGCAAUCCCAUUUGAUAUGGGGAAUGGCUUUGUGAAUGCAACCGCUGCUUUGGAUCCGGGACUAAUCUUUGAUACUGGUUUUGAAGACUAUAUGUCAUUUCUUUGUGGGAUCAAUGGAUCAGCUCCAGUGGUAUUCAACUACACCGGCAAGAAUUGUAUGCUUAGAAAUGCAACAAUCAGCGGAUCUGACCUUAAUUUGCCAUCCAUCACAGUCUCGAGGCUUAAUAACACGCGAACUGUCCAAAGACUAAUGACAAACAUUGCUGGAAAUGAGACCUAUAGUGUUGGUUUGACUCCUCCUUUUGAUGUUUUGAUGAAGGUAACUCCUAAUCAAUUUUCUAUAGCCAGUGGAGAGACAAAGCUACUUAGUGUAGUCCUCAAAGCAAAGAAGAACAGCUCUAUUGCCAGUUUUGGGAGAAUCAUGCUGUUUGGAAACACAGGGCACACUGUUCAUAUUCCUGUGUCUGUCAUAGUCAAAAUCGCCUCAAAAGGAUGAACCUGAGAGCCCGGUAUUAUUCAGAGCUUGCUAGAUUAAGAUAAAUUGUAUUCAUUUCAUUAUCCAUGUAAAAUGUCACACAUCAUUUAUAGUACAUGGUAGAUAAGAUAAAUUGUAUUCAUUUCAUUUUUCCAUGUAAAAUGUCACAUACAUGGUACAUUUUAUUUGAUACAAUAUGUAAAACUAGAAGAUA